GUUAAAAAGCGGAAGCCGUCAGCAGCGUGAGCAGACGACAGGCACAUGGCGCAGGGUGGUGGUGGAGGCAGCAGCAAUGGGAGGCCAUACAGCACCCUAUGACAAAAUGGAACCCACCAGCAGUGUGAGGAGACCUGAAAGUGGCACAUGGCAGAGUGUGGCGAUGGAGACAGCAGCAAUGGGAGGCCGUACAGGGACCCAUGACACACUCUGGACCUGGCAGCAGCAUGAGGAGGCGGUACAGGGGCCCAUGGCAGAGUGGCGAAGCGUAAGCAGCUUUAAAUUGAAGGCCAUACAGGGCCUAUGCGAUGCUGUG
This is a messenger RNA of Staurois parvus, 316 nucleotides long. The record is from the annotation of a GenBank genome assembly. Lineage: Eukaryota; Metazoa; Chordata; Amphibia; Anura; Ranidae.